AUGGAAGUAAUGGAAGUGAUGGAAGUCCCAGAAGAGGUUUGUAAUUACAGUCCUUACUCACCUGAAGUCUUAGAAGCAGUUCGUUAUACAUCUUUCGUGUUGAUUACACUUUCCUGCAUCCUAGGAUUAGUGGGCAAUGCUGUCGUCAUCGCUGUUACCGGAUUCAUCAUGAAGAGAAAAAAUAGUCAAAUCUGGUUUCUAAAUUUGGCUGUGGCUGAUUUUUCCUUUUCCCUCCUUCUUGGGAUUUAUGCUCAUUAUAUUUUCACAGAGAACUGGCAGUUUGGAUCAUAUUUAUGUAAAAUCUCUAAUUAUGCUUCCACGUGUAAUAUGUAUGUAAGUGUUUUCAUCAUCACGGCUCUGACUAUUGACCGUGUCUUAUCAGUGGCCAAACCAAUAUGGCACCAUAAGAAUUUCUCUGUAAGGUUUUGUUGCUGGAUCUGCGCUGCUAUUUGGAUACUAACAGCUCUGGUCAGUCUUCCAGUGUUACUAUUAAGUGAUGAGAUUCAGUACGGUGACAAAAUGCAUUGCAGAAUAGUCAUUGCUAAACCUUCCUAUGCUGCUCACAAUAUUCAUAAAAGAGAUGUAAAUUACAGCCUGGAAUACUACCAUGUAUCAAAAGAGCACAGCUACAAUAAUAGUGGAGUGGUACAUAGCAGUGAAACCAACCAUACCAUGCCAGUACUCAGUAUUGUAAUUCCAAUGACAAAAAUAUAUUCUAUAAAUACUUCAAGUGCUACAUAUACUUUUGAGAAUAUUAAGAAUGCUACAACAACAUCUUGUACCGUUGACCUCAGGGAGCUCAGGGACACGGCAUUUUCAACAGGCUGCAUUGUUAUCCCGUGUCUAGUUCUUGGUUACUUUAUCCCAUUGGCCGUCAUUCUGGUUUCCAAUCUAAUCAUUGCUCAGCAAGGGGGGAAAUCUCAGUCUGUGAAGAGCCCCAGACUAUAUAGAAUUAUAAUUAUGAUAGUCCUGUUCUUUUUCUUAACAUGGACCCCACUGAUCACAGCUCAGAUUAUUUUGCUAGCUGCUCUUUAUAGUGAGAAUUUAAUACUGAUCUAUAGAAUGUACUGGGUGAUGCCACUUGUGUCCAGCAUAGCCUUUAGUAACAGCUGCAUAAACCCCAUCAUAUAUGUACUGGUUGGCACACAGGCUAGGAAAGCUCUUUCUGAUUUUAUGAGCACACGACUGUCUUUUUUAAGUGGUACCCAAAGCUCUGGAUGAUAUAUUGCCUUUGAUUCAAUUCACUAGCUAAACUUCUGCAGACAUAUACUGUUCUCUUAAAAAUCAUACCUAUUGUUAUGUCCUCCCCUUGUACUCAUUCCCUUGUGCAAUGGUGCCAGUCAACAAAAAACUGUGUCUGGGGGGCACAGUGUAAUAGUAAUUCCCUUGUGCAGUAUAGUAAGGAAACUGUUAUAUUUGACCAUCAUCUAAAGUGGAU
Messenger RNA from Xenopus laevis (African clawed frog), 1438 nucleotides. Its product is annotated as chemokine-like receptor 1. The transcript has a single exon. The record is from RefSeq and is a predicted model, not a curated record. NCBI's taxonomy places the organism in Eukaryota, Metazoa, Chordata, Amphibia, Anura, Pipidae. Bases 1 to 1221 code for a protein of 406 amino acids.